Molecule: messenger RNA, 2399 nt
Organism: Oldenlandia corymbosa var. corymbosa
Lineage: Eukaryota; Viridiplantae; Streptophyta; Magnoliopsida; Gentianales; Rubiaceae
Source: the annotation of a GenBank genome assembly
CUUGAGGAGUGUUUGAAUUGCAUACGACAAAAGGAACAGAGUGUCAACUUGUCAGUUAGUCAUUUCCUACAUUAUAUUGUCAUGCGCAAUACAGGAAUAAGUUAAAUCAUUCUUUUCCCCUUUACAUUAUUGUCGCACACUAUAAAUAAGGACGCCUCCUGCAAAAAUACAAAUCCAUGGAGAUGGAGACUACUUCAAAUUUCACACAAAUCAAUUUUCUUCCUAUUUUCCUACUCCUUUUCCUCUUCCUUUCACUUCCAUCUCCAUCUAUUGCCGCCGACGAAAUGUGCAAUCCCGGCGACAGAGAUGCACUUUUACAGAUCAAACAAGGCCUCAACAACCCCCAGAGCUUAGGCUACUGGGUUUCAACCAGGGAUUGUUGUUUUUGGUUCGGUGUCCAAUGUGAUGACCUUGGCCACGUCAUUGGUCUCACGAUUUUUUCCCGUAAUGUCUCCGGCCAAUUCUCGCCGGCCAUCGGCAAUCUCCGGUACCUCCAAUUAAUUCGAAUAAACUACCUCUCAAAUCUCACGGGAACAAUCCCUCCUACCAUCACCCGGCUUACCCGUCUCACCGUCCUCGACCUCUCCGGCAACAAACUCUCCGGCCAUAUUCCGUCAUUUCUCGGUAAACUCAAGGGUUUAAGAGUUUUAGACUUAUCAAACAAUCUCUUCAGCGGUUCGAUCCCGGGUUCCCUCUCAAAACUACCUAAUAUUGUCAACCUUCAUUUGGAAAACAACCGUCUUACCGGAUCGAUCCCGGAAUCUUUCGGAUACUUCAUCGGAAUAACUCCUAAUCUUUACCUAUCAAAAAAUUUUCUCAGCGGCCCACUUCCAAUGUCCUUAGGCUACGUGAACUUCACCACUGAAAUUGACCUGUCAUGCAAUAAUCUCACCGGCGACCCGACGUUAACAUUGUUCGGGAAAAAUAAGACGGUUGAGAAUGUUGAGCUGAACUUCAACUCGUUUGAGUUCGAUAUUUCCAACGUGGUAUUUCCGGACAACUUGACGACUUUGUUGCUUGAUCAUAACAAAAUCUAUGGAAGGCUUCCAGAAGGGUUGACUGAAUUGAACUUGCAGUUCUUUGAUGUGAGCGAUAAUGGGCUUUGUGGGCAGAUUCCUCAAGGCGGCACACUUCAGACCUUCGUUUCCAAUAAUUAUGCCCACAAUAAAUGCUUGUGUGGUGCUCCCCUUCCUGCUUGCAGCUAGUUUUGUACGUACGUACAUUAAUACUACACAUGAAAGGUAUGUUUGAUAAAGAAAUUGGUACCAUUUUUUGUUUUUGUAUUUGAAAGGCUAUGGUAUGUGGAUGGAAGAUGGAUCAAGAUGUCGUAGCUCGCAUUCGCUCAUAUUGAUUUAGUUUUUUUAACUUUUUAGCCUUUUUUUCAAUUGUAUACGAAAAACGAUAGUUGCGAAUAAUGUGUAUGACACUCUUCAUCAAGGGUCCACAGUCACAGAGUAACACUACAAGUUGGUUAUCAAAAACGAACUGUGACCCCACAGGCCACAAGUUCAUCGACAAAGUCAAUUUUAGUUCUUGAUAUUAUGUUUUUAAUUAAGGGUGUCCUUUGGAGGAAACUAGUAUUAUGAUAAUUAGGUAAUUCUCCCUCCGUCCCAAAAUUAUUAUCCAGUUUAAAUUUUUAUUUUCAAUUCAAUUUGUACUAAAAUCUAAAAUCUAAAUUGAAUAAUAAUUUAAGAACGGAAGUAAUAGCUAUGACGGUGAAGUUCUUCGGAGAUGACAGGUAGACCAAUCCCACCAAAAAUACUAGUAUAUAUUCCCUUCUAUCCUUAUUAUGAUUUGUUCUACACCUCAAUUGUUUUUAAUUAAAAAUAAAAUCUUUAAAAUAUAUUUCAGCAUUUAUGUAUAUUGUGCUCUCCUAGUAGUUAUUAUAAACUAAUUUUUAAGGUUUAUUUUUUACUAGAAAAACAUAUCUAAUGAAAUUUAAGACAAAUCAAAAUAUCUAAAGAAUCGGAGGAGAUAUCUAGUUCCAAAUUUUAGAAGCAAGCAACAAAAAGGAUUGAGCUACUCCUAUUACAUUUUUGAAUAGGAUAGAUUAUCACGUAUAUUUAUAAAUGAAGAAACUGAAACUAAUAAUGGUUCGGGUUGUAAGGGGGUUAUAUAAUGACCAGCCGAACCUCCUUCCUUCUGCACCCGUUUUUGGUUUCAUAUUGGAGCUCUAGGGAUAAUAAGGGGGUUAUAUAAUAAGCAAAUCCAAGACAAGGCAUUCUCCACCGAAAAAAUCCAAGAAAAUUCUCCACUAAAAAUUAUUUAUUCCAACACACUUUUCUUCCCACAUAGACCAACUGAAAUUAAUAAGGGGUUGUAUAUUUAUAGAUAGUAAUUCUCCACGAAAAAUUAUUUAUUCCAACACACUUUUCUUCCCACAUAGACCAACUGAGAUU